AAAAGAUAGUAUAUCAUUCAAUGCACUACUUAUUUUAUGGUUUAAAUUACGUUGUGAGACUUCAAUUUAAAGUUGGCGGCGAUGUGAAUUCUUUCAAGAUAAUUUCAAAUGUCAUAGGAAAAAAAUUAGGAGUAAUGCUUCAAAAACUAAUCAAGUGAAACUUUAGUAAAAUGUUUUGAGAAAAUCCACUGCUUAGUUGUGGGAUAAUUAGCUCUAAAAUUUAUGAGCUAUAUGCAAGGUGCUUCAGAAGUCCGGUAAAAUAUAUUAGGGAGGGAGGGGGAAUGGGUUGCAG
This is a messenger RNA of Acanthoscelides obtectus, 292 nucleotides long. The record is from the annotation of a GenBank genome assembly. NCBI's taxonomy places the organism in Eukaryota, Metazoa, Arthropoda, Insecta, Coleoptera, Chrysomelidae.